UGGCGCUGCACGGCUAUUGGCCUGGUUACUGGUACCAUCAGGCCCGAUGGAAGCCUAUGUCUGGGGAAGGGCCCUAGAUCACAAGAAUGCUCAAUUAUGAUGGGGGUGAUGAAGUGAGAAUGAAAAUUAACGUGGAAGGGGUGAAAGAGGUGGAGAUGCAGACUGAUGGGAAAUUGCAGGAUGCGAUCACGGAGGCUAAGGACCGUGCGGAGAAGCGUUGCAGGAUGGACGGAGUGACUGCAAGGUUGCACGUAACAGUCUCAUAUGAUGAGACCGAGACCUCAAUGGACACAGCGGACCAGGAACAGGCCCACGUGGACAGGGAUUCAGGAGGUGAGAGUGAAAUGAGCAAAGCGGGAGACCGGGAGACAGAUCUCAGGUCCUGGAAUAGACCAAGCGAGAUCCAGAGGCAUCACCAGGCCGCGAAGCCGGUGGAAGAGGGACCUGAGGCCAACUCACGACAGCUGACGCCCAGAGGCCGUGGAACGGAUGAGAGGCAGUGCAGGGGGAAAAGAGAGGCCUAAGAAGACGCGAGCGAUGUGCUGGGAGAGCGAACAGAGGUCAACGCGGGUACGCAGAAGUUGAUGAUGUCAACCCGGAGGAAGGUAAGGAGGGUUUUACACGUGUACAAUAGGCCACAGUGAGAGGGUCGUGAGGGAGAGACAACUCCAAGGGACGCGUAAAUACACGUAAGCGGUGUAAGAGAGAGAGAGAGAGAGAGAAGGUGCCUGGCGAGGAAAAGGUUGUGAGUUGGCGUCAUCUGCUCUGGCCCCAUGCCUUCGAGUGAUGAGAAGUGGCUGCAGUGACUUCGGUGACAUCAUCGGCACGAACCCACAGCGACGUGGUCGAGCUCAACAAGGGCUACGCGAAGCUAGUAUGCGACAGAGAAGUGGCAAGCAAAACAAAGCUCUGCAGAUGUA
This is a messenger RNA of Chara braunii, 920 nucleotides long. NCBI's taxonomy places the organism in Eukaryota, Viridiplantae, Streptophyta, Charophyceae, Charales, Characeae. The record is from the annotation of a GenBank genome assembly.